Messenger RNA from Pyricularia oryzae 70-15, 1297 nucleotides. RefSeq lists its product as uncharacterized. The record is from RefSeq and is a predicted model, not a curated record. The transcript has 2 exons. Lineage: Eukaryota; Fungi; Ascomycota; Sordariomycetes; Magnaporthales; Pyriculariaceae. Bases 91 to 1140 code for a protein of 349 amino acids.
UUUGUUCUAGCACCAGAGUCUCUUUGGACCUGCACUCGACUGGUAGCAAGAUAACCGCUCCAAUCUUGACGUUGACGAAUUCUAUGCACCAUGUCUGUGCCAAGUUUCAUCACUGCCCCUGAAUUCGAAGGUGGACCUCCUCAGGGAUUGAGUAUCCCCUUCCGACUUCGAUGGUCAAAGACACACCCUCCCAAGGAGCCAAUCGUGACCUUCAAGGGCAGAACGGUGCUCGUCACUGGCGCCAACACAGGAUUAGGCUUCGAAGCGGCAGUCAAGUACGCUGCAUUUGGCGCGGACAAGAUCAUCCUCGCCGUCCGCUCCAUUGAAAAGGGCGAGGAGGCCAAGAAGCGCAUCGUCGAGCGAACCGGUCGGGAUGCCACCGACAUAUCCGUUCUGAAACUCGACCUGGGGGAGUACUCGUCGGUCAAGGAUUUUGUCAGCGCCCUGCACGAGGUCACGCCCACGCUAGACGUCGCAUUACUCAACGCCGGCCUCGGAAACCCAACGUACGAAAAAUCCUCGGCGGGGUGGGAGAUGGCCGUGCAGGUCAACGUCCUCUCCACCGCCCUCUUGGCCAUGCUGUUGCUGCCCCUGCUUCGAUCCUCUGCUGCAGCCUCGGGUGCAAAAUCGCACUUGACUUUUGUGAACAGCUUCGCGCACACCUUGGUCCCCAGGGACUUUCCGUUGAUCGAAGGGAGCAUCCUCAAGACGGCCACCGACGAGAGCAGUUGGAAUGCGUCCAGCAGUUAUAACAUUGUGAAGCUACUCGCAAUGGCCUCGGUGCAGGGUUUUGCACGCAUGGAGGCCGGCGAGGACCAGCAGCGAGUCAUUGUGAAUUCCGUGUGUCCCGACCUGUGCGAGACCGAUCUGGGUCGCAAGUUCACAGGCUUCAUAUCAAGCAUCGGGAAAGCCAUUUUCUACUACUUGUUUGCCCUCUCUGCCGAGGAGGGUGCACGAUGCCUGAUCGGUGCAACGGCUUUGGGGCCUGAGAGUCACGGCCGGUUUUGGCAUCACGACUUUUUAUAUCCAUUCGGUGAGCUUGCCCAAGACCAGGCUCUUAUGAAAAAGACGUGGAACGAGAUUAUAGAGGCGGUUGGUCGAGACGAGCCUGAAAUACUACAAUUGUGUCGCACCACUUGACAGUCGAUGGCAGAUUGAGCUAUGAACCGAGUUGAAAGAACAGACUGUUAUGUCUAUUGGGAAGGAAGUUUAUAGUCGUAAACUAGUCGUGCCUGGACUUUUUCUUCACCUUCACCCUUAGUGGUAGUACAGUAUUUACAAAAUCGUCUUUCUCCGU